This is a messenger RNA of Passer domesticus (house sparrow), 1077 nucleotides long. It is a transcript of the gene AGRP, whose product is annotated as agouti related neuropeptide. The transcript is spliced from 3 exons. Lineage: Eukaryota; Metazoa; Chordata; Aves; Passeriformes; Passeridae. Gene Ontology annotation, molecular function: neuropeptide hormone activity; type 1 melanocortin receptor binding. The coding region runs from base 4 to 474 and encodes 156 amino acids. The record is from RefSeq and is a predicted model, not a curated record. Gene Ontology annotation, cellular component: extracellular region. Gene Ontology annotation, biological process: hormone-mediated signaling pathway; neuropeptide signaling pathway; adult feeding behavior.
ACCAUGCUGAACGUGCUGCUGCUGUGCUGUGGGCUGCUGCAGGGGAUCCAGGCCGCCCUGGAUCUCAGGAGUGCUGACCUCAGCUGCGGGCAGCUGCAGAGGGCGAGCGGCGGGCUGGAGCGGGCGGACAGAGCGCGCCCGGCCGGGCUGCAGCGCAAGGGCAAGGAGGCGCCUGCGGGGCCGGCAGGAGCUCUCCCGAGGCUGGGGUUUGAGCAGAUGGCCCUGGGGGUCCAAGAAGCUGAUGGUGACCUUGUGCAGAGAGGCAGCCUGCUGGAACCACAGGCAUCCUCCACAGAGCUGCAAGCCGAGGGCCGCGAGGAGCGCUCCCCGCGCCGCUGCGUGCGGCUGCUGGAGUCCUGCCUGGGCCACCAGGUGCCCUGCUGCGACCCCUGCGCCACCUGCUACUGCCGCUUCUUCAACGCCUUCUGCUACUGCAGGAAGAUCAGCACCGCCUUCCCCUGCGGCAAGAACUAGCGCCGCCGGGGCUGCCGGCUGCUGGCCCCCGCGCGUGCCCCCUGCCCUGCAGCUCCAAUAAAACAGCCCUUUGCAAAAGCCACUGCCGGCGGCAUCGGUGCGGCGCGUCCCGGGCUCUCAGGGGGUGGCAGCAAGGUGAGGGUGGCCUGGGCAGUGUCACACAGCUGACACCCCGGGUGUGCCUCUCCUGGAUCCCGUUUCAGCAGCAGGGGCGCCCCAGGGGAUGUUCUGGCAAUGCUGCUGCUCCCCACAGAGUCGGGCUCGUUCCUCGGCGUGCACCGAGCCAUAAUGGCACCUCCAGAGGGACACCGAUGGUUUAUCUCAGAGCUGCCCCAGCCUGGGUGCUCGGUGCUACUCCACACACCCAGCACAGCUUUCUGUGCCACUAUUUACACAAAGUUCGGGGUUAGUGACUUCCUGAGCACAGCCCCUCUGCUAAGAUUGGUUAGGAAUUCCCAUAGAAAUCACGUAACUCCAGAUAACUUCUGCUCAUGCUCAGGGGAAGGAUCUUCACCUCAGCCGGGUCUUUUUGACCCUGCAGGUGUGAUUGUCAGUGUUCCAAUGAAGACAGCUCGGCUCUAGGAUACAUGGACCUCGAGUAUU